AUGACGUUACAAGCCAGUAACCUGCUCAUCCCGAUCUCCAUCUGCAUCAUCACAUGGACGGCCUGUAUCGUCACAGGCAACCCUUCACCUUAUCCACAUCCAACGCUCGCACCAUCGAGACCAUCGACCUGUGGUGCUUAUGGACAGGGACCGUGUAGCUUCGUCCCGGCACCACCCGGUGUGACACCAAAGUGUGCUUCACCGGGUGCCACCUUCUGCGAGAUGACUCCCGACUAUCCUGCGUAUCUGAUUAAGCAGCUCGUGGAUGCCCUCGGUUACCAGGGAGUGAUUGCGAACGAGGAACAAAUCGACUUCAACGCCAACAAGCUACUGGAGGAAGAGGAACAUCUUCAUCAUCACUAUCAUCACUUUUACGCCUCGAUGCAGAAUGCACCGGAAGAGGAACCAUUGAAGGCACCGUCGAUCGGUAAACCUUUCAGCUACAAUGCUCCAAAUCGACUCCAGAAGCAGCAGCAACAUUCGAUGCCUGUUCCGCAACCGAUUUACAUCCCAAAGCCCCAGUAUUCGUAUCGCUACAACAGUUACGCGAAGCCACCGGGACUACCACCGGGUCAUUCAAAGUAUUCUAGUGGUCCAGUGGCCAGUCCUGGUGGGGGAUACUUUUAUCCAACACCACCACUAGCUCCGCCAGCACCGGUGACAGCGUACAGUCCGGCCGAUUGGCUUAAACGCUUCGCACGCGAUCUCUCCGAUCAGCACCGGCGUGAAGUUCGGAUGGCAUCCCUUCGGCGGAUCGAUGAAAGUCUGAGUCCUUACGAGACGGAACCGACUCCGUUCCAUUUGAGAAAUGAAACAGCGAGCGAACGUUCGAGGAGACAGACAGGACAGCAACGGGAGUCACUUUGUAGUGUUCGCGAACGAUACAUCACACCACAGACGGCACUCAACACGAAAGGCAACUGGAUGUUUGUGGUGAACCAGGACACGUCGCGCCAGCUGGUGAAGACGGAAAUCUGCGAGUCAACGGAGUGUUCCAACCUGUGCAGCCUACCGAUCACGUACCGGUCCCGGUGUGAGCAGCGCUACGCCCAGAAGCGUCUCGUGACGCUCGAUCCCAGCGGACGGACACUGUACGUCGAUACCUACUGGUUCCCGAGUUGCUGCGUUUGUUCCCUUUAUUCGACAGUCUGA
Molecule: messenger RNA, 1152 nt
Organism: Anopheles aquasalis
Lineage: Eukaryota; Metazoa; Arthropoda; Insecta; Diptera; Culicidae
Product: spatzle 5 Toll-1 receptor
Biological process (GO): innate immune response; central nervous system formation
Cellular component (GO): extracellular region
Molecular function (GO): growth factor activity; Toll binding
Source: RefSeq, a predicted model, not a curated record